Molecule: messenger RNA, 1408 nt
Organism: Trichoderma citrinoviride
Lineage: Eukaryota; Fungi; Ascomycota; Sordariomycetes; Hypocreales; Hypocreaceae
Exons: 9
Coding region: 32-1408 (458 amino acids)
Source: RefSeq, a predicted model, not a curated record
UUCUUCGCCUAAUUAUUAGUUUAAUCACACCAUGGAGCUUUCGUCGCCGAUUGAAGAUGCAGCCCUGGUUGACGCCCAUCUGCUGAAGGGAUGCUGCUUAGAAGCGGACAGGUCGGAUAGUGUCUGGCUGCGGCUCGAAGGCCUGUUCAUCGCCUUGCCAGAAGCGAACCGACGGCACCUGAGGCCGCUCAUCGACGAGAUCAGGACCUCGAGCUUGCUUUUACGAGAGCUGGCCGACCUCUCCCAAGUUCACCAAGACCGUGUGCCGCUGGUUCUGGAUCCUCUCAACACCGUGUUGCCCUGCAUGUCUCGAUCUCUGCGGGACAUCACCACACACUAUGAGAACCGAAAGUUGACCAAAGUCAACCGAUGGCGAACAAUGUUCCAUGAAAUGACCAACGAGGUCGGCGGCUUGCAACUACCGCAGCGAUUCGUCGUCUACAACCAUUAUCUCUCUGCCAUCCGGGAUUUGCUCUCCAGGUCACCCAACUUUGACCUCAACAUGAUGGAAGCUUUCCGCCUCCAGAUUAUGAAUCUGCGAGAAGCCAGAGGAAUCCCUCCGCCCCCCAUCCAGGCCGGUCCUUUGGUUCGUUACGGCACCAUACCGCCUGCAGACUCGGACCCGUCCGUUCACUGGUCCGAGCAGAUAUUUUCCCUGCCAUUGCCAUCUCGCUCACCUUUGAAGAGCCAGCUCCCAUCGGAGUCCUUUGGACCGCAUCGGCCGUGGGGUCACCUCAGCAUCCCUCAUAACUCAAAAGUCUUGUUUAGACGGCCCAUUGAUGACGACAAGAUUUCCCUUAUCGCCUACUCUGAUGGACGGGAUGGCUCGCCAUAUCUGCUCCUUCGAACUUUCUACAUGGGUGGACCAUGGUUCUCGCUUCGCGGCGUCCACGAGCUGUGCAUCCAGCGUGAGAAUGACGCCAUCCUAUUCAAGAGAUGGAGCCGCUCCGAAAACUGUUCCAAGCUCUGGGCAACAUUGCGCUUCCAGACGUGGGAAGAGCUCACCCUCAUGUACUGCACGUUUCUAGCCCUCAAGUCCCGCAACACCUUGACAGUCCAGCUGGGAACCAAGGAAUACGCCCUCAAGGGUGAAAAGAAGCUCUUUCAAGCGUGUAUUUUGGACGACGGAUUCAAGCACUCCCUCAUCGUUUACGAAGACAAGUAUACAGGCGGCCGCCGCAUCCACGUCGCCGUUUGGGAGGGCGAGCUGCGCCAAUGCCCUGUCUGGACAGCCUUUAUGACCCAUCAAUCUGCGUCGCCCACCUGGCUCAAGCGCGUCAGCCGCAAAAGAAUCCGCCUGGCCGACGUCCAGCUAUACGUUUUCUGCCAGCAGUACAGACAGCAGUCGCAGCGCAAAGGCACGGGAGGAUCCUUUGAGAUUCAGUUUUACAGCGAAGAAGGUAUGUAG